CAAGGAGGAAGAGGAGGAGGAAGAGGGUCGCCUGCGGGAGGGCGCACCCCGGGGCGGCCUGCCCCCCGCCUCCCCAAAUGUUCCACGCGGUCCCCUCCACCAUGCUGCGUCCUCAGCUGCCCGGCGACGCGCACGAGCUGGGGGGCUACCUGACGUCCGCCUCCGCCGCCGCCGCCGCGCCCCUGCUGCCCAAGGCGGCCCGCGAGAAGCCCGCCCCCCGCGGGGACCCCAAGAUCGAGCAGCAGCAGCAGCUGCGGCGCAAGAUCAACAGCCGCGAGCGCAGGCGCAUGCAGGACCUGAACUUGGCCAUGGACGCGCUGCGCGAGGCCAUCCUGCCCUACUCGGCCGCGCACUGCCAGGCGGCGCCGGGCCGCAAGCUCUCCAAGGUGGCCACGCUGCUGCUGGCGCGCAACUACAUCCUGCUGCUGGGCGGCGCGCUGCGGGAGCUGCGGCGGGCGCUGGGCGAGGGCGCGGGCGCGGGGCUGGGGGGCGCGGGGCCCCGCCUGCUGCUGGCCGGCCUGCCCCUGCUGGCCGCCGCGCCCGGCUCGCUGCUGCUGGGCGCCCCCGAAGCGCUGCGCCCCGGGAAGUACCUGUCGCUGGCUCUCGACGAGCCCCCCUGCGGCCAGCUCGGCCUCCCCGGCGGAGGUGGGGGUCCUGGGGGUGCGGGGGGCCCCGGACUGUGCCCCUGCGCCGUCUGCAGGCUCCCGCACCUGGUCCCCGCCGGCCUGGGCCUGGCCACAGUGCAGGCGCACUUCUCCAAGUGAGCGCCCGCUGGGGGGUCCGGGGAGGGGAGGCCCGGGGCUGCUGGGGGCUCCCGGGCUGUGCCCCUGCGCAGUCUGCAGGCUUCUGCACCUCGUUCCUGCCUGCCUGGGCCUGACCACCGAGCAGGCGCACUUCUCCAAGUGAGCACCGCUGGGGGGAUUCGGGGACCCUAAGUGAUCACGCGUUCCCGCGGAGAAGGACCCCUUCUAAAGGGUGGUAUCGGGGGUGCUGGGGGCCCCAAGCUGUACCCUGUACCGGGGUUCUGGGGGCCCCAAACUGUACCCUCGCGCCAUGGGCAGGUUUCUGCACUUCCUCCCCGCCAGCCUGGGUCUGACCACCGUGCAGGCUCACUUCUCCAAGUGAGCGCCCGCUGAGGGG
Messenger RNA from Erinaceus europaeus (western European hedgehog), 1140 nucleotides. It is a transcript of the gene OLIG1, whose product is annotated as oligodendrocyte transcription factor 1. Bases 78 to 764 code for a protein of 228 amino acids. The transcript has a single exon. NCBI's taxonomy places the organism in Eukaryota, Metazoa, Chordata, Mammalia, Eulipotyphla, Erinaceidae. Gene Ontology annotation, molecular function: protein dimerization activity. The record is from RefSeq and is a predicted model, not a curated record.